GAGACAGAAGYGGACUCAAGAGCCAAAGAAUCGCCUUGCUUCACUUCUGGUUCCACAGUAAUUUGUUGUGACUAAAGUCUUUUGUAUACUGGGAAAUUAUUCUAAGGAUCAUCAGGUGUUUUUUAUAAUUUAUUCGUCUGUUCUACAUCACCUUGUAAACCAAAAAGCCACUCCAUAGUACCGAUCAAAGAACAGUUGGUGCAUAGCAGGUUUUGACAUGAUGGAUAAAGUGCUUAUAUUUGUUGYAAUUGGAUUGGUGCCKGCUUCAAUGGCGGCAGUCACUUAUAAUUACCGUCCUGAUGAUAAGGAAUAUGGUCCUUCUGUCUGGAACACAAAAUAUAACGUGAGCUGUGCUGGAAAACGCCAAUCUCCAAUACACAUUGACACAACGAAAACCGUUUAUAAGAAUUUAGGUGCUUUGCAAUUCACCAAUGAUGAUAAAGUCCCAAAUGGCCCUACCUUGCAAAUCGGUAACAACAAACACAGCUACAGAGUGAAUCUGAAGAAGGAUUAUUUCUCAGUCAAGGGAGGUGGAUUGCCUGGAACCUUCAACGUAUUYUCCUUUCAUUUUCAUUGGGGCAAGGACGAUACCAGAGGCUCUGAGCACACUGUGAACAUGAAAAAAUACCCRGCAGAGUUGCAUUUUGUCAACUGGAACACGAAAUACGUUAAUAUAUCUGAAGCUUUGAAACACGAAGAUGGCAUUGCUGCAAUAGGGGUCAUACUUGAGAUUGGAAACGACGAAAACCCAGCUCUUGCGUCGUUUUUGAAGUAUGCUGUCAAUGUAACUUACCCUAAAGAACUAUACAACAUCGCCCAGACCCAUUCGAUUGCCGAUUUGAUGCCAAAAAACAGAGAAGCAUUUUACCGCUACGAUGGAAGUCUAACUACACCAGUAUGUCAAGAGGUAGUCACUUGGACGGUAUUUAAUAACACAAUGCCAAUUACUGCAAACCAGUUAUCACUCCUAAGAAGCCUGAAAGACAACAACGCCACUUUGGGUGUAGCUUUGGUUGAUACGCAUCGUCCMGUUCAACCUCUGAAUAACCGUAUGGUGUAUAGAACCUUCGAUAAGCCACCAGUUACUGCCGGCUGUUGCCUGACACCCACAGUCUGUCUUCUCAUCAUUAUGCUUGGGCUUUUCGCCAUGUUUAACUGAUUCCAAUUGCUAUAUUGAAAGCAUCAUAGUCAACUCUAGAUAUUUUGGUUCGAUGACUAUGUAAACUAAGAACGCACACGAGGCUCCGGGAAAACAAAUUGAUAAUCUUGAUUUAUUCUUUUAUUUCCCCGGAGCCUCGUCUGCAAUUCUUUUGUGCAUGGUCACUGAACCAAAAUAUCAAAAGUGCGGCUAUUUUGUUCGUAUGCAUCUAAACUCACAUAUUUAGAUAACUUUUGUAAUGACUUAGCGGUUUGUAUCAAUUGUUAAUGGCACUGACAGCAAAACAUGGAUUGAAUACUUACUGACUCGGGAAAUUUCGUGAGUUGGUCCUCUAUAUCCAUUGGAAGACAGCACCGUCCUUGAUUAGACRUCAGUAGGUUUUCUAUCGAUGCAUAAUCAUUAAUUAUCAUGUUUCAAUACGAAACAUCGAURCUUAUCGCACACUUAACGCUGUUUAUCAUAGUAAUUGCACCAGUUUCCAAUUUUUAGCCUCAAAGCAAGAUUGUAAUAGCUUUGACCUUCGAGGUGUGGUCACAAUAAAAAAAUAAAUAGUAAAGCUUU
Exaiptasia diaphana is the source of this 1720-nucleotide messenger RNA. Its product is annotated as carbonic anhydrase 2. Bases 218 to 1159 code for a protein of 313 amino acids. The record is from RefSeq and is a predicted model, not a curated record. The transcript is spliced from 8 exons. Gene Ontology annotation, molecular function: zinc ion binding; carbonate dehydratase activity. NCBI's taxonomy places the organism in Eukaryota, Metazoa, Cnidaria, Anthozoa, Actiniaria, Aiptasiidae. Gene Ontology annotation, cellular component: plasma membrane.